CGAGCUGUGAACAUCAUCCGCUUUGAGCGCUUAGGCGCAGUGAUUACAUCCUCAUAGAGAAAGAUAGGGAGAAAGUCGUGUUAUUCGCCAGGCUUUCUUUAGAAGUUAUAUUUGUUGCUGAUUUCGGUUGUGCAUAAAUAGGACUUUUUGCGUUCUUUCUCUGCUGGUGUGGAAUUUCCUGUUUUGUUUUGUGACUUUUUUUCUGUGAAGAAGGGGCAGUCUGUUCUGUGCAGAGGCUAUGAGUUGGCUAUGCGUCCUGGCUCCAGCCUGCAAUGUUUGCGCUGACGCCAAAACUCACAGACCGGUGCUGAAUUGAUUAAAACAGAGAAGCUCGGAUCAAAUGGCUGUGCUUCUCACAGCUGAAACGACACAAUGUUCCACUGACCUGAGGCAGAGGAGAGGAAUUUCAAAGUCGUGCAGCCUUGUUGCUGUUUAUUUCACUGCCCUUUUACGGACAGAGAAAAUGGGAAAUGCUCAUUUCUUGUGAGAAGAGGGAAUAACAUUUAUUUUUUUUUCCGUUUUGAAGUGCACUUGGACAGAGGCAGAGGAGAUGAUUUGGUUAAUAUUCCUGCUCUCCACUCUGGAUGGAGCUGCCUCUCAGCUACGCUACACGGUGCCAGAGGAGCAGGAACCGGGCUCUGUGGUUGGGAAUAUUGCAGAGGAUUUGGGGCUGGACAUUACCAAACUUUCCGCUCGCCACUUUCAGACUGUGCCUAGUUCACGGACACCUUAUCUGGAGGUGAACUUAGAGAACGGUGCGCUCGUGGUGAAGGAAAAAAUUGACCGGGAACAAAUUUGUAAGCAGACCACCCAGUGCCUAUUGCACCUGGAGGUGUUUCUGGAAAAUCCAUUGGAGCUCUUUCGUGUGGAGAUUGAGGUGAUGGAUAUCAACGACAAUCCACCCAGAUUUCCUGAAACAGACAUUUCUGUGGAAAUCUCGGAAAGCGCUAUUCCCGGGACCCGUUUCCCGGUGGAGAACGCCUUCGACCCUGACGUUGGCACAAACGCGCUCAGUACAUAUGCCAUAACGAAUAACAACUAUUUUUACCUUGACGUGCAAACACAGAGCGACGGGAACAAGUUUGCGGAGCUGGUAUUGGAGAAACCGCUGGACAGAGAGCAGCAGGCAGUGCACCGCUAUGUGCUGACGGCUGUGGAUGGGGGCAUCCCGCAGCGGACCGGGACAGCUCUCUUGGUCGUUAAAGUUCUGGACUCUAACGACAACGCGCCCACGUUUGACCAGUCCGUGUACACGGUUAAUCUGCGGGAAAACUCACCCGUGGGCACUCUCGUGAUUCAGCUCAAUGCUACUGAUGUUGAUGAGGGACAAAACGGAGAGAUCGUUUAUUCUUUCAGCAAUCAUAACACACCGCGGAUAAAGGAAUUAUUCAACAUUGAUGCCAGAACAGGUAGGAUAGAGGUAGCGGGUGAGGUGGACUAUGAAGAGAGUGUCACGCACCAGAUCUAUGUUCAGGCUAAAGAUCUGGGAGCUAAUGCGGUCCCCGCGCACUGCAAAGUGCUUGUCAAACUCGUGGACGUGAACGACAACACACCAGAGAUCGGUUUCAGCACUGUGACUGAAUCUGUGAGCGAGCAGGACGCCCCGGGCACCGUGAUCGCACUUUUUAGCGUCUCGGACAGGGAUUCUGAUGAGAAUGGACAAAUGAGCUGUGAAAUUUUAGGGGAUGUUCCUUUUAAGCUGAAAUCUUCCUUUAAAAACUAUUACACCAUUGUGACAGACGGACCGUUGGACAGGGAGAACACAGAUUCAUACACCAUAACCGUGGUGGCUAAAGACAAAGGUCAGCCUUCCCUGGCUACCAGCAAGUCAAUUAAAGUGCACGUCUCCGACGAGAAUGACAACGCGCCCCGAUUUACGCAGGCUGUUUAUGAUGUAUAUGUGACUGAGAAUAACGUGCCCGGUGCUUUCAUUCACGCCGUGAGCGCUUUGGACCCCGAUGUAGGACAAAAUGCUCUUAUAACCUACUCCAUAUUGGAGUGUGACAUACAGGGCAUGUCCGUGGACACAUAUGUGUCAAUAAAUCAGGACACUGGCUACCUUUACGCACUACGCUCUUUUGAUUACGAGCAGCUGAAGGAGUUCAGUUUCAUGGUCCAGGCUAAGGACUCAGGUGCUCCCGAGCUCUUCUCUAACGCUACUGUAAAUGUGAUCAUAGUUGACCAAAAUGAUAACGCUCCUACUGUGAUAGCCCCUAUCGGCAAAAACGGCACAGCCAAAGAGCACCUGCCACGCUCUGCGGAACCAGGCUAUCUAGUGACGCGCAUUGUGGCCAUGGAUGCAGAUGAUGGAGAGAACGCACGCCUGUCAUAUAGCAUCCUACGGGGCAACGAGAUGGGAAUGUUCCGCAUGGACUGGAGGACAGGGGAACUACGAACAGCCCGCAGGAUAUCUCCCAAACGGGAUCCCCAGGGCUACUAUGACCUGCUGAUCGAAGUGAGGGACCACGGGCAGCCACCUCUGUCCUCCUCUGCCAGUGUGAGUGUAAUUUUAGUGGACAGCGUGAAUGAAGGCCGCGGUGUCGAUCGCGGCUCAGCUUCCAAGACAAAAGAGACCUCCCUUGACCUCACCCUAAUUCUCAUCAUUGCCCUGGGCUCUGUUUCUUUUAUCUUCCUACUGGCCAUGAUCGUGCUGGCCGUGCGCUGCCAAAAGGACAAGAAGCUCAACAUAUACACGUGCCUGCUUGCUGGUGACUGCUGCCUGUGCUGUGGCUCGUGCUGCAGCAGGCAGGCUCGUGGCCGUAAACAGAAAAAGCUAAGUAAAUCCGACAUCAUGUUAGUUCAGAGCACCAAUGUAACGUCAGGAGUCGGGCCCGUGGGGCAGGUGCCCGUGGAGGAGUCUGGUGUAGGCGGCGUAGGAGGGGGGUUCGGCUCCCACCAUCACCAAAACCAGAAUUCCUACUGCUACCAGGUGUGUCUGACACCGGAAUCUGCCAAAACGGAUCUGAUGUUUCUGAAACCAUGCAGCCCCUCUCGCAGCACUGACACAGAUCACACCAACCCCUGCGGCGCCAUAGUCACUGGUUACAGUGACCAACAGCCGGACAUCAUAUCUAAUGGCAGUAUCCUGUCUAAUGAGACAAAACACCAACGAGCAGAACUCAGCUAUCUUGUGGACAGACCCAGACGUGUCAACAGUUCGGCAUUUCAAGAAGCAGAUAUUGUUAGCUCCAAAGACAGUGGUCACGGUGACAGCGAACAGGGUGACAGUGACCAUGAUGCCACAAACCGGGGUCAUUCAGCCGGCACUGACCUGUUCUCCAACUGUACAGAAGAGUGCAAGGCCCUGGGUCACUCUGACCGCUGCUGGAUGCCAUCCUUUGUGCCAUCAGAUGGGCGUCAGGGGCCGGACUACCGUAGCAAUCUGCAUGUCCCCGGCAUGGAUGCCACACUGCCCGACACUGAGGUACCCUCCUCUGUCAACCUCUCCGACCAACUCACCAUGACCUCGUCCACUGCCUCGUCCAACGAUAGGUCAUUCUCCACCUUUGGCAAGGACGGCCAAAGGUCACAGUCACACCACAGCCUUCACCAUCAUCUCCAUCAGCAGCAACAGCAGUACAGCUCCAGCACGCUAGAGAGGAAAGAGUAUGAUAGGGGGACCCUACCAUACAAACCCACCUUUCUCUCCCGCAAAAGGAUUUGCUAGCUCAUUCCAUGUGGAUCUGUCGGAGACAGCGUGAAUUCCUUUACUAGACCACCAACACUGAUGCUGGAGACAGUGAAAUAAAACUAAACAAACGGCAACCUGGACAACAGCAACCUUGGUUAAACUUCAUUAUCUUGGGUGGCGAACUGUAACGAAGCCUUGGCUGUGUCUGCUGAGGGAGGAAAGGAGAAAUAAAAACUGAGUAGCUGUAAACCUCUAGAUAUCAAAAGAGCAAUCCAAGGCCUUAUUUCUCUCAGCAGGACUGAGACCGGGGCCGAAACUCUUGACCAUGUGAAAAUUACAAUGUCAUCAGCAGACAGAGGAAAGGAACUGAAACAAACAGAGGAAUACAAAUCAUGUGUGAUGAUGAGGGAACGGUUAAGUCAAGAAGGUGUUUUUGUUGACUGAAGAGUUAGCCUCUAGAAAUUUGUGUGUGCCUGUUUACAUAAAGAAAAAAAACAAAAGAAAAAAAAACAAAUGUUUCUGUACAAACUUCAACCAACGUCACACGGAACCCUUUAGCUAUUUCUAUGGUCACCACUAAGCCAGCUGUACAGAGACUGUGUUGCGGGAAGGAGACAAACUGCCAGAGUGAAAGUGAGAGACAAUUAGAGGAGAGCGAGAGAGAGAGAGCAGAUGUUGUACAGGUAUGAAAAAAAAUCAUGGUAAAGAGGGGCAAGCAGAGAAAAUGUGAAGUAUUAUAAAUUCUGUAUCUCUGGUUUUUAACUUGACUGUCUUUAUAUAACUUCUCUUUUUUGUUUCUGUUGUUCUUUCUGUGUGGUUAAAGUGUGCAAACUCUAAAAUAUUCCAACUUGCAAUUACAGACAGGAACAUGUGGUCUAGCGCUGAGUUCAAUCAUCUUUCCAGAUAAGCCACUUCAGGAAGGAGCUCUGAACAAAAGUACUGCGUAGAAAAAGAAGCUCAUUAGCCUCAUGUUCAGUUUAUCUAUAUAAAAAAAACCACACACACGUACACACACGCACACACAUACACACACAAAUGAAUGUUCUCAUUUCUGAAGUAGUAACAGUUCUGAUGUUCCUUCCUGAGCUGACUGACUGCAGAGAAAGUAAAAUUUCCUUUGAUGAGGGUGUGGUUCCCUUGAUGCCAUUGGCCUAUACAUAAACAAUCAGACACAUUCAGUGGUUUUUAUCAUGUGUGCAAAGUGUUUACUGUGCUAUUUUAAAAGCUUAUAAAUGAAUAUAAAUCUAUAUAUAUAACUAUAUAUAUAUAUACGCAUACAAUAUACUUUUUUCUGAAAACUGUGUAACCAUUGGUUAGUUUCUACACCUCAUAUCGUCAUUCAAUCUAAUAAAACCAAGUGCUACAAAAUCAAGAUGAUUAAAGUGAAGGGAGAGUGCUUCAGAAAACCCCUUCACAUGAACCAAGAAUUAAGUUGAUCUUAUUUGAUUGUUACUUUUCACCACUUACAGGUGCUGGGCCUUGCUGUGUGUAGCAAAGAACCAGUUGAGUUGUUUUGGCCUGUUGUGUAUUUUUACUAACAGAACAUUUGAUCAUGUACAGGACAGAGGGCUAUCACUGCAAGAUAUUGAAGGGUUUUGCAAUCAUACAGGGAAGGCAUACACAAAUACAGUACAUAUGAACAUCAAAGAUGGUGAGGCGCAAAGAAUUGCACACACAUAUACAUACACAGACCAAGUGGUGAUAAAUAAACAGUGUCAUUGAAGUUA
Molecule: messenger RNA, 5358 nt
Organism: Maylandia zebra (zebra mbuna)
Lineage: Eukaryota; Metazoa; Chordata; Actinopteri; Cichliformes; Cichlidae
Gene: pcdh10a
Product: protocadherin 10a
Biological process (GO): homophilic cell-cell adhesion
Cellular component (GO): plasma membrane
Molecular function (GO): calcium ion binding
Source: RefSeq, a predicted model, not a curated record